AUGUUCCCUGAAGAAGAUCUCGUGAAGCAGGUUAGGUUCAACCAACUGGAACAGUCGUACGAGGAUGACGACGACUCAGAUGAUAUAAGCAUGAGUAUCCAAGUCCGCGCUGUGUCUUGGACUAAGGUGAGCUUGAGAACCGGCUACGACCCGUAG
Molecule: messenger RNA, 156 nt
Organism: Perkinsus marinus ATCC 50983
Lineage: Eukaryota; Perkinsozoa; Perkinsida; Perkinsidae
Exons: 1
Coding region: 1-156 (51 amino acids)
Source: RefSeq, a predicted model, not a curated record